This is a messenger RNA of Passer domesticus (house sparrow), 1880 nucleotides long. It is a transcript of the gene ECI2, whose product is annotated as enoyl-CoA delta isomerase 2. The transcript is spliced from 12 exons. Gene Ontology annotation, molecular function: fatty-acyl-CoA binding; delta(3)-delta(2)-enoyl-CoA isomerase activity. Gene Ontology annotation, cellular component: mitochondrion; peroxisome. The record is from RefSeq and is a predicted model, not a curated record. The coding region runs from base 388 to 1485 and encodes 365 amino acids. Lineage: Eukaryota; Metazoa; Chordata; Aves; Passeriformes; Passeridae.
UGCCGUCUCCUCCCCCUCCCGCCUUCCUUUCCCCUGGUUAUGGCGUCCCCGGCCCUGACCUUCGUCCGGAGGCUGUGCUGGCGGCUGCCCUGCGGGACGAGGAUCUACUAAUGUUUAAAAGAAAACUUGUACUAAGUAAAUGGAAGAUAGAUUUCAGAGUAUACAACUUGCGAAGUCCCCAGUGACUGGUCUUGCAGGAGAGCACAGGCGUUUGUCAUGGACUCUGACUGCACUGUCAAGUUGUGACUCAUCUUCCUUCUGUCUCUCUGGUGGGAGCUGGCUUUUUACCCAGCUGGGGGAGGUUGCCCAGCCCUCACCACUCUUCUGUGGGUGCCUCUGCAGUGAAGGCCAACACAAGCUGUUUGCGUUCCAGCGAUUCACCUGCACAUGACUGCAGCCACCAUGCAGGUCAGCCAGAAGGACUUCCAGAAGGCUCAAGAACAGCUGAAGCUUUUGAAAAAAGAUCCUGGGAAUGAAACUAAGUUGAAACUCUAUGCCCUGUUUAAACAGGCUACUGAAGGUCCCUGCAAUGCUCCAAAACCAGGUAUGCUGGACUUCGUCAAGAAAGCCAAGUGGGACGCAUGGAACUCUCUUGGCAAUUUGUCUCAGGAUGAUGCUAGACAGAAAUAUGCUGAACUUGUCUCAAGUCUAGUCUCUGCAGAAUCUGCUAGCCAGAAGGAAAAGGCUCCUCCAGAAGAGGGCAGACACGAUGGCUAUGAAACAUUAAUAGUUACUACCAAAAACAAUAUCACAAAGAUAAUGUUUAACCGACCUGAUAGGAAAAAUGCCAUCAACCAUCAGAUGUACAGAGAAAUCAUCAAAGCGCUUGAAGAAGCUGGAAAAAAUGACUCCACCAUAGCAGUUAUUACUGGAAAUGGAGACUACUACAGUAGUGGAAAUGAUCUGAAUAAUUUCACUAAUGUCCAGCCUGGUGAAAUGGAGAAGAUGGCAAAAGAUGGAGCAGUAUUACUCAAAGAGUUUGUGGCUCAUUUUAUUGAUUUUCCUAAACCACUGAUUGCAGUGGUAAAUGGCCCAGCUAUUGGAAUCUGUGUAACAGUGCUUGCUUUGUGUGACGUUGUUUAUGCUUCUGACAGGGCUACAUUUCACAGCCCAUUUAGUCAACUUGGGCAGAGCCCAGAAGGAUGUUCCUCUUACCUGUUCCCAAAAAUUAUGGGCUUGGCCAAGGCAAGUGAGAUGUUGCUUUUCAAUAAAAAGCUGACUGCAGCAGAAGCCUGUGCCCAGGGACUUGUGACUGAAGUCUUCCCUGACACCAGUUUUCAGAAGGAAGUUUGGGCGAGAUUAGAAGCUUAUGCAAGCCUCCCAAAAAAUUCCUUGGCAGUGUCCAAGCAGCUGUUACGAAGUAUGGAGAAGGAGAAGCUCCAUGCAGUCAACAGUAGAGAGUGUGAAGUGCUGACGGAGAGGUGGUUGUCUGAUGAGUGUGUAAAUGCUAUUGCCAGCUUCUUCCAGAAGAAAUCAAAACUCUGACCUUCACCAGUAGAGUAAUUCACCAUCUGGCAGUAGCCUAAUCUGCCCUUAUCAUUAAUAAACUUCCUCUUCAAAUAGUAAUUCUUAUACCUUUUCAUAUGGUGUAUCUGUGUUCUGAGUACUAGGUUAAACCUGGUUCCCAAAAUUAAUACACUGUUAUGUGCCUUGGAUCCAUUAUGGAUGUUGGGGAAAAAGCUUCAUUAUUCUGUAGGCAUCAGUGAUGUUUCUGAAUAAUACUAAAGCAGAUUGUCUUCUAAAGGAAGCAAGAGAUUCUAUAGCACUCUAUCUCUCUUUUGAUAACUCUUCAAUAAAUAUCUUAUUAAUUAUUCUUUUUAUUUGUCUGGGGGAAAUGAAACACUGUAUUAAUGAAAAAAUAAAUAGAAAUAUUUAAUUAC